Tarenaya hassleriana is the source of this 1333-nucleotide messenger RNA. Its product is annotated as gibberellin 2-beta-dioxygenase 6. NCBI's taxonomy places the organism in Eukaryota, Viridiplantae, Streptophyta, Magnoliopsida, Brassicales, Cleomaceae. The transcript is spliced from 3 exons. The record is from RefSeq and is a predicted model, not a curated record. Gene Ontology annotation, biological process: gibberellin catabolic process; response to light stimulus. Bases 124 to 1116 code for a protein of 330 amino acids.
UGUCCGCCAAGAGAAGAUGAACCUCCACCUCCGAUAUUUGGACUUCACCAGAGAAAAAAAAAACCCGGAAGACUUUUCCGUCAUACAGAGACUACCCCUCCUCCGAGAAUCUCGAUACCAAAAAUGGUUUCGCCUUCUCCAAUUCCAGUGCAACCCACCGACAAGAACACCAAACCUGCAACGGAGUACUAUGAUUUCCCGGUGAUAGAUUUCUCUACAGAAGACAAGUCCCAACUCUCGGAAAUGAUCGUAAGAGCCUGUGAAGAACACGGGUUCUUCAAGAUGAUAAACCACGGAGUGAGUUCAGGUGUUAUAUCGAGGUUCGAACGUGAGGGUGAAGAGUUCUUCAAGAAACCGGCGUCGGAAAAGCUUCGAGCCGGUCCGGCCAGUCCCUUUGGAUAUGGAUGCAAGAACAUCGGCUUUAAUGGCGACAUGGGCGAGCUCGAGUAUCUUCUUCUCCACGCAAAUCCCUCAUCUGUCGCCGACAAAUCUGAAACUAUCUCCCGUGAUCAUCCCUUUGAGUUCAGCUCGGCGACGAAUGACUACAUCGGAGCAGUGAAAGGUGUGGCGUGCGAGAUACUUGAUCUAACGGCGGAGAAAAUGUGGGGAAAGAGAUCGACGGUGAUGAGCGAGUUAAUCAGAGACGUCCGUAGCGAUUCGAUCCUACGGCUGAAUCACUAUCCACCUGUCCCAUAUGCGAUGAAGGGUGUUAGUCAGAUAGGAUUUGGAGAGCACUCGGACCCUCAGAUCUUGACGGUGUUGAGAUCCAACGGUGUAGAUGGCCUCCAGAUAUUCUCACGUGACGGCUCCUGGCUCCCCGUCCCGUCCGACCCCACCUGCUUCUUCGUUUUGGUCGGUGACUGCUUCCAGGCGUUGACGAAUGGGAGAUUUAGGAGCGUGAGGCACAGAGUGAUGGCGAACACGGCGGCGAAGCCAAGGAUGUCGGCGAUGUACUUUGCCGCGCCGCCGUUGGAAGCAAAGAUAUCGCCGUUGCCGGAGAUGGUUUCGCCGGAGAAUCCACGGCGGUAUAAACCCUUUUAUUGGGGAGACUACAAGAAGGCUACCUUCUCUCUCCGUCUCGGCGUCCCUCGCCUCGAGCUCUUUAGGAAUUCAUAAAAUAAAAAAAAACUUCAUUCAUCUUUUUUUUUUUCUCUUCUUCUCUUUCUAAUGUCAACACAGUGAUAAUACAUAGAUGGACUAUAAAUAUACACGUUAUGAUGUAUAUAGUUCGUACACACCAUUAGUGAAGAGAGAUACAGUUUGAUUCUUCUGCAUGCAAAAAGCCGAAUAUACGUGGACUGCGAUAAUUCGAAUCUUUUUCAGAAUAUUAUUA